Messenger RNA from Tinamus guttatus (white-throated tinamou), 646 nucleotides. Lineage: Eukaryota; Metazoa; Chordata; Aves; Tinamiformes; Tinamidae. The record is from RefSeq and is a predicted model, not a curated record.
AGAUGUGGACUUAACUGAUGUUAUGAAAUGCAAAAUCCAUCCACACAAGAGGAGAAGAGCCCUCUGUAAAGGAACUGGAGACAACCUGCUGCACUCUGAUCCCCCGCGAGACCAGCGGCCCUGAGGCCUGGCAGCAGGAACGGAGGGGAUCUUCAUGACAAAAUGACAGCGAGGGAGCACAGCCCCCGCCACGGCGCCAAAUCCCGCACGGUGCAACGGGCCUCCACCAUCGACAUCGCCUCGGACAUGCUGGGCCUCUCCUUGGCAGGAAACAUUCAGGAUCCAGAUGAGCCGAUUUUAGAGUUCAGUUUAGCUUGCAGUGAGCUGCUAACUCCGUCGCUAGAUCGAAAACCAAAUAGUUUUGUAGCAGUGAGUGUAACUACACCUCCUCAGGCGUUCUGGACAAAGCAUGCACAGACAGAAAUUAUUGAGGGAACAAGCAAUCCUAUAUUUCUGAGCAGCAUUGCCUUUUUCCAAGACUCUCUUAUCAAUCAAAUGACGCAAAUCAAGCUCUCCGUGUAUGACGUGAAGGACAGAUCUCAGGGAACAGUGAGUAUUUUGCCUUCUGUUGCCUCCCCAGGCAUUGUGGCUUUUGGCCCCAAUGCUGAUUGUGGCCCCAAGCGCCUGCUUGCUCAUGAAGACUCAG